Trichechus manatus latirostris (Florida manatee) is the source of this 6434-nucleotide messenger RNA. It is a transcript of the gene FAM193B, whose product is annotated as family with sequence similarity 193 member B. NCBI's taxonomy places the organism in Eukaryota, Metazoa, Chordata, Mammalia, Sirenia, Trichechidae. Bases 1483 to 3864 code for a protein of 793 amino acids. Gene Ontology annotation, cellular component: cytoplasm; nucleus. The record is from RefSeq and is a predicted model, not a curated record. The transcript is spliced from 12 exons.
GAGGUGCCGGCGCUGGCGGAGCCCGACCGCGGCGGCCCCAGGGAGGAAGACGAGCCCACGCUGGCGCUCGGCCCGCAGGUAGGAGCAAGCGAAGCGAUUCCGGCUACUAGGGGCGCUUUCGCAUCCCCGGAGUGGGGUUGGGGCCAGGGCGGGGUUGCGAAUGGACCAUCCUUCCCGGGCUGGGGCUGGAGCCUACCCCCAGGUCCGAGGCGGAGGCUUUCUUCUCCAAGGCGUGAGUGGAGGCUGGACCCCACUUCAAAGCCAAGGCACAGCCCAUACUUCCGAGACCAGACUGAAGCUGCCACCCUCUCGCCUUGCCGCCUCCGGGUUGGAGCAGAGGCUAAACGUUCUGGUCAUACACCCACACUGGGGAUGGCUCUGAUCCUGGGGCCACGACUCAGCUCUCUGCCCUUCACCUCCCUCUGGGCCCACCUGCUCCCCCACCGACAGGCCUUGGGAGGGGCAUUUCUGGGCGAUGGGCCCUGGAAGGCUGACUGCAGCCUCUUCUCCCUCCUUGGGAGCGGCUCCACCCGUUCUCCUGCACUGCCUGCAGCCACUGCCCCCUCAGCAGCUGUGCCCCCAGCAUGUCUCCUGGGGCCUCCCUCCUCUCCCUGCCCAGCCGAGCAGCUGGAGCAGACAGACAGCCUGACUAUCCAGAAGCCUAUUUGGUGGGGCUCCCGCACUGAGUUGAAACCUAGCAAAACCUUUGUUUUCUCCCUUCCAUUACCCUCGCCCACCCUGACUCUCAGGUCCCUGGGCUUGGUGAAUCCUUGAGCAGUAGGAGUAUUCCCCAAAGCUUCCAGCUUGUCACCUGGAAGAAGGUCACUUUUUCUUUUGAGCAAAGGAGAUAAUGGGAGGCACCCUGCCAGUGUUCACCGAGACGCGGGGGAGGCAUGGGCCACAGUUGCUCUGGGAGGGUUGUGACGCCCCGGGAUGGGUGGCUUGCCCUAAGCUUGCUCUGACAAAAGAGUUUUGAGUUGGUCUUUUGGCUGAGCCUGCCAAGAAAGGCAGGCUCCUGCAGGAGACUUGGAGGGUCGGAUACAGCGCCGGAUGAGGAUGAGGCGUGGCAGAAGAUGCGUUUGGCUCUGCAGACACUGCAUCGGGCAGCAGGGGACUCUGGGAGGCUGGUGCAGCCAGAAGGCAUGGCUCUUGACAGCUUUCUAUUAGAAUCUCUGGAAUUGUGCAUCCUAACAAAUCGUCAGAAUCCCCUGGACUUGGCAGACCCUGUUCCUGACCAACAGAACAGCAACUCCAGGACUAGAACCCAGGAAUCAAUUGUUGAAUUGCCUCAGGGCAGAAGAGGAAAGAAACUAACGGGUAUUGAGCACCUACUGUGUGCCAGACCCAGGCCAGGUUCCCCCCACCUUCAGCCAGUCUGUGCAGACUUGCUGCCUACUGUGUCACCGGGAACGCAAAGGCUGGGAAGAAGGCCCUUCUCAAAAUGGACUGGUGUUGCAGGGUGAGAAGCUGCCCCCAGACUUCAUGCCAAAGCUCGUCAAGAACCUCCUAGGCGAGAUGCCUCUGUGGGUUUGCCAGAGUUGCCGAAAGAGCAUGGAGGAAGAUGAAAGGCAGACAGGUCGAGAACACGCAGUCGCGAUCUCCUUGUCACACGCAUCCUGCAAAUCACAGUCUUGUGGGGGUGACUCUCAUUCUUCUUCGUCCUCUUCUUCAUCAUCCUCGUCCUCGUCCUCGUCCUGCCACGGGAACUCAGGCGACUGGGAUCCCAGCUCAUUCCUGUCAGCACAUAAGCUCUCGGGCCUCUGGAACUCUCCACACUCCAGUGGGGCCAUGCCAGGCAGCUCUCUCGGGAGUCCUCCUGCCAUACCUGGUGAGACUUUCCCCAUCUCGGAGCACCACCGGCACUCAGACCUCACUGUCCCUCCUAACAGCCCCACUGGCCACCACCCCCAGCCAGCGUCUCUGAUCCCAUCUCACCCUGGAUCCUUUGGCUCACCCCCCCACCCCCACCUGCUGCCCACUACCCCGGCAGCGCCUUUCCCUGCCCAAGCUUCCGAGUGCCCUGUCGCCACUGCUGCUGCCCCCCAUACCCCAGGGGCAUGUCAGAGCCCCCACCUGCCCUCUACCAGCAUGCCGCUCCUAAAGAUGCCUCCAGCAUUCCCGGGGUGCGGCCACCCCUGUAGUGGGCACUGCAGUGGGCACUGCAGCGGGCACUGCAGCGGGCCUCUCCUCCCACCACCAAGUUCUCAGCAACUCCCCAGCACUCAUAGCAGGGACUCCGGGUACAAGGGGCACAAGUUUACACACAGUGGCCUGGCAUGCCAGCUACCCCAGCCCUGUGAGGCAGAUGAAGGGCUGGGCGAGGAAGAGGAUAGCAGCUCGGAGCGCAGCUCCUGCACCUCGUCCUCCACCCACCAGAGAGAUGGAAAGUUCUGUGACUGCUGCUACUGUGAGUUCUUCGGCCACAAUGCGCCACCCGCUGCCCCGACGAGUCGGAAUUAUACCGAGAUCCGGGAGAAGCUCCGCUCGAGGCUGACCAGGCGGAAAGAGGAGCUGCCCGUGAAGGGGGGAGCCCUGGGCGGGAUCCCUGGGGAGCCCACCGUGGACCACCGAGAUGUGGAUGAGCUGCUGGAAUUCAUCAACAGCACGGAGCCCAAAGUCCCCAACAGCGCCAGGGCCGCCAAGCGGGCCCGGCACAAGCUGAAAAAGAAGGAAAAGGAGAAGGCCCAGUUGGCAGUAGAAGCCCGGAAGCAGACUCAUCGUAGUGUUUCUGGAAGCCGGGAGCCGAGGCCUGCCAGGGAGAGGCUCUUGGAGUGGCCUGACCGGGAGCUGGAUCGGGUCAACAGCUUCCUGAGCAGCCGCCUGCAGGAGAUCAAGAACACUGUCAAGGACUCCAUCCGGGCUAGCUUCAGUGUGUGUGAGCUCAGCGUGGACAGCAAUGGCUAUGCGAAGGAUGGAGCUGCUGAGCCUGAGCCCCAGAGUUGGCCCCCCUCAAACUUCAGUGGCUCCUCAGAGCAACGGCCUGACAUCAACCUUGACCUGUCCCCUUUGACUUUGGGCUCCCCCCAGAACCACACGUUACAAGCUCCAGCUGAGCCGGCCCCACCAUGGGCAGAAAUGAGAGGCCCCCACCCAUGGACAGAGGUGAGGGGCCCCCCUCCCGGUAUAGUACCAGAGAACGGCCUAGUGAGAAGGCUCAACACUGUGCCCAACCUGUCCCGCGUGAUCUGGGUCAAGACACCCAAGCCAGGCAACCCCAGCUCUGAGGACCCAAGCCCAAAGGAGGUCCUCGGUUGCAAGCAGGAGCUGCCUGAGCCUGUGGCCUCAGGUGGGAAGCCGCGGAAGGGCAAGAGACAGGGCAGUCAGGCCAAGAAGAGCGAGGCAAGCCCAUGCCCCCGGCCCCCAGCCACCCUGGAGGCUCCUAGUGCCAAGGGCCACACCCCUGGCUCCAAGCUGCCAGGCAAAGCCCCAGAGCCUCCCAAAAUGGGCAGCUGUGUUGAGGCUGGAGAGGGGAGCCGGGAAAGCCGACCAGGACCAGGCUGGGCUGGCAACCCCAAAGCCGAGAAGGAGAAGGGCAGCUCCUGGCGAAACUGGUCAGGCGAGGCCAAGUCUCGGCCCCCAGAGCAGGAGUCUGUGCAGCCCCCAGGCCCAGCAAGGCCACAGAGCUUGCCACAGGGCAAGGGCCGCAGCCGCCGGAGUCGCAACAAGCAGGAGAAGUCGGCCUCCUCCUUGGACGAUGUGUUCCUGCCCAAGGAUAUGGAUGGGGUGGAGAUGGAUGAGACGGACCGGGAAGUGGAGUACUUCAAGAGAUUCUGUUUGGAUUCUGCAAAACAAACACGUCAGAAAGUUGCUGUGAACUGGACCAACUUUAGCCUCAAGAAAACCACUCCCAGCACAGCUCAGUGAGCCCCUGCCAGGUCAAGCUCCUUCAGGGUGUCCUGAAACCCUGACUGCCAGCUAAAGGUCUACGGUUUCUCCCCCCACAUUCCGUGUCCACCUGCCCAAGACUUCCCUGCUCCCCGCCAUCCUGGACCAACCAAAAGCUGAAUGGAUGCUGGACUGUGCUGGAGUCUCUCCAGGCCUCCGCAAAGCCGCUUCCUGGUGCUACGCAGCCUCCACACUCAGAGCCUAGGACCGGGCUGGCCUGUGGGCCAGGGGCUGAUGGUACUGCUGGCCCAACACUGCUCUCUGUGUUUGGUUUUUUGUUUUUGUUUUUUCAAUUCUUUACUUUUGAUACUGUGAAGAUCUUUCAUGCUGAAAGAUAAAGCAACAUUUGGACACAGAGUUAGUGUGUUUGGUGAUUUGCUGGUCUGAGUGGGGAGUGAGGGGUGUACAUAGAAGCAUGGGAUCUGCCAUUAGUCACUAACCCUUCUGAGCAUGUCUACACAUCUGGAGUUAGGCAUAAUUCCACUCAAGCCUUGCAGCAAUCUUAGUGGUACUGUUUGACCCCAGUUUACAGAUGAGGAAAGGAAAGUGAUUUGACUGAGCUGAGUCUGGCCCACUAGGGUUAGGACACAGGCCCAUAUGACUCCAGCAUCCCUGCCCUUUCCUCCUGUGGGGAGGAUUCUGGUCUGUGAACUUGGUGUAGUCCCUUCACCACUCUGUGCCUCAGUUUUCCCCUCUGCAAAAUGGGUGAGUCAGAGGGGUUGGACUUGAUACCUGGGAAAGGCCUUCCAAGGCCUUACGGCCUGUGUACCUGCAGCCGGGGCUGUUGAGGUUCUUCACGUGGAAUUAACGAAGUCAGGGAGUCGGAGAUAAAUUGUUUAUAAAUCAGAUCUGACUUCCUCAUGGAAAUGGGACACAAGCCUAAGUGCUUGAGUUGAGAGGAUAAUGAAUCCUGCGGUAAAGUAAACUACCUCAUCCUGCCCAAAUUGAUCUGGUUUGUCCAUUCAGAUUUUUAAUAUAAUGGGUUUGCUAAAAAUGCCUCACAUACACUUGUCCCCAGUGUAGUUUUCUCUACUAAAACCAACUCUUCAACUUGAGCUUAUGUGGGAGGUGUCCUGUGGGGGCAGUGGCCACACAGUCACUAAGAGCCCUUUAUGGAGUGUUGUGAGCAGAUCAGGAGCCACUUCCUCCGUCCUUUCCCUCUUCCCCUUCACCCCCAGUGAGCCCCACCUGGGGGCACUAUGGGGCUGGCAGUGAGUGCCAGCUUCCUCUUUGAAAGACAUGAAGCCAGGGCUUUGAACCAGUUCGUUCCAGUUAGAACCCCUGCUGAGAAUUUGCCUUUCCAUCCCCAGAUAUACUGGAUCUGAAUCUGUUUUAACAAGAUUUCCAGGUGAUUCUUAUGUAUGAUAAAUUUUGAGAUCCACUGCUCUCCUAGUGGUUUUCAGAAUUUGUCCCUAACCAGCAGUAUUAGCAUCACCUGGGAACUUGUUAGAAAUGCAAGUUCUCUGAAUGAGAAACUAAUUUGUGUUGUAAACUUUCACCUAAAAAAAUAAAAGAUUACAGCCAAAAAAAACCUAUGGGGCAGUGCUACUCUGUCCCGUAGGGUCACUAUGAGUCAGAAUCCAUUCAAUGGCAAACAACAAUGACGAUGAUUGUUUUUAUUAUGAUUAUUAUAAUUAAAGCUUCCUCUUAUCGUGUACUGUCCGAUAUGGCAGCCACUGGUCACAUGUGGCUACUGAGCACUUGAAAUGUGACUGGUUCAAAUUGAGAUGUGCUGUAAGUGUAAAAUACACAUGGAUUUCAACGAUUUAGUACAUCCCUAAAAAAAGAAUGUAACUAUUAAUAAUAAAAUAUUGACUACAUGUUUAAAUUAUAUUUUGGAUAUACUGGGUUGAAUAGAACAUUAAAAUAAAAAAUAAUGCAGAUUCUCAGCAGGGGUUCAAACCAAAGUCCUGCAUGAAACAGAGCAUUAACCACAGGCUUACAAUCCCUGGUCCCUGGCCUUUCCCAAUCCUCAAGGAAGUGUGAACACUUCCUUGUGAAACCUUUCUCUCAUUUUAGCUGUGGCCCUCUCUCCUUUCAGCUCUUGUACCAGGCUCCUGCCCUGCUGUUGCACUGGCACAGCUACCUAAAAGUCUGUUUCAUUCUGAAGUUGCAAGUCUGAUGAAGCAGCCUCUUCACCUACAGAGAAAGCCUUGUGUGAGUGGCAUUCAGGGCCCUUCGUGCCUGGCCCCUGCUGGACAACCUCAGCUCCCUAGUUAGGCCCAGCACCCUCAAGUCCCUGCUUCCCAGAUUACCCUUCCUUCAUUCCUGCUUAUCCUGCACGUCCCAGCUGAGAGCCUACUUUUGCUAUGAAUACCUGGAGAAUUGGUUUGCCCUGCCUUGGUGAUACUAUAGUGAUACUUUGUGUUAUGAUAGUUCUCCUUAAUUUCAUGGUUUGUGUCUUGUUCAUCUUUGAUGUGCUUCAGCAUUGUGCGGGAUGUCCAGCACACAGUAGGUUCUUAUUAAAUAUAUGAGUGAAGGAAUUCCUCUAAAAAUCCCCUUCCUGCUGUGGGCCCAAUUUACUUUUCCAGCCUUAUCUCCGACUACAC